CCAGAACUGGACAGUGAGUUAAAGAGCAGCAGCCGCUGACACAACAACAACAACAACAGCCAGAGCUUUCAUCCUGGCCACCAUGGAGUUUCUGGAAAGAACUUACCUUGUGAAUGACAAAGCCACCAAGAUGUACGCCUUCACACUAGACAGUGUGGAACUCCAGCAGAAACCCUUGAAUAAAGAUCAGUGUCCUGGAGAAAAGCCAGAGGAGCCGGAGUCAGGAGUCAUCCAUCACUGCCACCACAACUGCAAGGCCACAGAGGACAGGGCGCAGGAGCAAAUCUACGCCAAGUGGAAGCUCUGCGCUGCUUCAGGAAUAUGCUUAGUUUUCAUGAUUGCAGAGGUCGUGGGUGGGCACAUUGCUGGGAGUCUUGCUGUCAUCACGGAUGCUGCCCAUCUCUUAAUUGACCUGACCAGUUUUCUGCUCAGUCGCUUCUCCCUGUGGUUGUCAUCAAAACCCCCCUCCAAGAGGCUAACCUUUGGAUGGCACCGAGCAGAGAUCCUCGGUGCCCUGCUCUCCAUUCUGUGCGUCUGGGUGGUGACAGGUGUGCUGGUGUGCCUGGCAUGUGAAUGCCUGCUACACCCCGAUUACCAGAUCCGGGUGACUCUGAUGAUCAUCGUUUCCAGCUGUGCAGUGGCAGCCAACAUUAUACUAAGUGUGAUUUUAUACCAGAAACGCCCUGCCCACAAUCACAAAGAAGUGCAAGCCAAUGCCAGUGUCAGAGCUGCUUUUGUACAUGCCCUUGGAGAUCUAUUUCAGAGCAUCAGUGUGUUAACCAGUGCACUGAUUAUCUACUUUAAGCCAGAGUAUAAGAUGGCAGACCCGAUCUGCACAUUUGUCUUUUCUGGCCUGGUUUUGGCCAGCACCGUCACGAUCUUAAAGGACUUCUCCAUCUUACUCAUGGAAGGUGUGCCAAAGCACCUGAGCUACAAUGGUGUGAAAGAGCUCAUCUUAGCAGUGGAUGGGGUGGUGUCUGUGCACAGUUUGCACAUCUGGUCGCUAACAAUGAACCAAGUGAUUCUCUCUGUUCACGUUGCUGCAGCAGCCCGCCGGGACAGCCAGGUGGUUCGGAGAGAAAUUGCACGAGUCCUUAGCAGGCGCUUUCCCGUGCACUCACUCACCAUUCAGAUGGAGCUGCCAGCCGACCAGGAUCCCGACUGCCUUUUAUGCGAAGACCCUCAGGACUAGCCAGUUGCUCUGCCAGCUCCCCACGUUUGACAGGCCACGGCGUGCUGCUCCACAGUUUCUAAGAAACCAACAGAAGAAGUCUGAGAAACUCGUGAUACAGUACGAUCGAUGCACACUGUAUCCUUCUUUAUUUAGCUCCGUCCACCAUAAAUGAAAACGUGCUUAGAUUCAUCAGUCAAUUGGAUUAUCCACCCAUCAGUAGCUGUGUUCAUUCUAGAAAUGUAUGUAUAGAUUAGUCCUGACUGGGGCUGAAAUAACAGCUGUUUGUAACCACAGGUAAUAGAAAGUUCACCUCCCUUCAGUAAUGCAUCCCAAGGCUGAGUGGGCAAAACUGAACUCAGGAAGGAGUCUUACCAGGAAUCAGUGGCAAGGAAACAGUCACAAAAAUUUUUCCAAAACAUGAAAAGCGGAAGUAAGGAGAGCCGAGUCAGGGGUAAAAGCGAAUCUGGAGGUCCAGUAUUCUUGCCUAAAGAAUCCCAUGGAGAGAAGAGCUUGGUGGGCUACAGUUCAUGGGAUUGCAAGAGUCGAACAUGACUUAGCACAUGAGUAUGUAUGCAUGGCUCUUUAGAUAUGUCCCCUUAUUUCAUUCUAAUGACUUUUAAAAAGUGGAAAUUAAUACCAUCAUUGUAUAGAUAAAGCCAUAAAGGUUAAGUGAAUCAACCAAAGUCAUUUAUUAUUUCAUUUAAAAAUCUUUUUCAACACAGGCUAUGAGCAGAGCACCGGUAAACCAAGCUGACAUGCUCUCUGCCCUCACAGAACUCUUUCCCCUUUGGGAGGAGACAGGCAUUAUACUAAUAAACACCACCAAGAAUAUUCUACAAAUAGCAGCAAGUGAUAAGAAAGAAGAGAGGCUGAUUGA
Messenger RNA from Cervus elaphus (red deer), 2051 nucleotides. It is a transcript of the gene SLC30A8, whose product is annotated as solute carrier family 30 member 8. Gene Ontology annotation, molecular function: zinc ion transmembrane transporter activity. The transcript has 8 exons. NCBI's taxonomy places the organism in Eukaryota, Metazoa, Chordata, Mammalia, Artiodactyla, Cervidae. Gene Ontology annotation, biological process: zinc ion transmembrane transport; insulin secretion; response to zinc ion. The record is from RefSeq and is a predicted model, not a curated record. Bases 83 to 1192 code for a protein of 369 amino acids. Gene Ontology annotation, cellular component: plasma membrane.